CACGAAGUGAGUAAACACACAAAAACCACCCACGAAAAGUGUAGAGACCUCCUAUCGCCGGUCAUCGUAAUUGAACAGACCUAAAACCUCGCCGCCCGAAGCAGCACCAACAUAAAUCCCCCACCACAACAUCACAGCAACCUCCCGCGAUAAGCCAAGCAACAGCAAUGGGCAAGCAAGUCAACCUCUACUCCUUCCCCAGCGUCGAUACGCUCGCGACCGCCCUCCGCUCCUACCUAAUCUCGUGCCAGGAGGCCGGCCUCGAGCGGCACGGCGUCUUCAAGGUCGGCGUCUCAGGUGGCUCGCUGCCCAAGACGCUCGCGCAAGCGCUGCUGGCCCCGGCCAAGGACGAGUCGGACAAGGUCAAGUGGGAGAGUUGGGAAAUCUUCUUCGCGGACGAGCGCGCGGUCCCUCUCAACCACGAGGACUCCAACUACGCGCUACUCAAGAAGGAGCUGCUCGACAAGCUCCCCCAGGGCACCCCGCAACCGACGGUACACACCAUCGAUGAAUCCGUCCUCGACGACACGCAGGAGCUGGCGGAUCGGUACGAGCAGACGCUCGUCCGCUCUUUUGCUUCGCGCGACUCGGUCAAGCUGCCCAUCUUCGAUUUGUUGUUGCUGGGCUGCGGGCCCGAUGGACACACCUGCUCCCUCUUCCCCGGACACGAGCUGCUGCGCGAGACCGAGGCCUGGGUCAGCCCCAUCGAGGACUCGCCCAAGCCGCCCCCGCGCCGCAUCACCCUCACCCUCCCCGUUGUGACGCACGCGGUGCGCGUUGCGUUCGUGGCGACGGGCAGCGGCAAGAAGGAGAUCAUGAAGGACAUCUUUGAGGAGGGCAAGGGGUUGCCGUGCGCCCUCGUGAACGAGGCGACGGGUGAGAGGUGCAGUUGGUUCGUGGAUAACGCCGCUGUUGAGGGAGUCAGCUACCCCAAGAGGCCGUUUAGCCUAUAGAACAUGACGUGAUGUCUUGAUUUUUUUCUUUUUUUUUUCUUUGCGGGUUGGAAGGAAG
Molecule: messenger RNA, 1011 nt
Organism: Neurospora tetrasperma FGSC 2508
Lineage: Eukaryota; Fungi; Ascomycota; Sordariomycetes; Sordariales; Sordariaceae
Exons: 1
Coding region: 168-953 (261 amino acids)
Biological process (GO): pentose-phosphate shunt; carbohydrate metabolic process
Molecular function (GO): 6-phosphogluconolactonase activity
Source: RefSeq, a predicted model, not a curated record